Molecule: messenger RNA, 4004 nt
Organism: Astyanax mexicanus (Mexican tetra)
Lineage: Eukaryota; Metazoa; Chordata; Actinopteri; Characiformes; Acestrorhamphidae
Gene: hsd3b7
Product: hydroxy-delta-5-steroid dehydrogenase, 3 beta- and steroid delta-isomerase
Exons: 6
Coding region: 94-1197 (367 amino acids)
Biological process (GO): steroid biosynthetic process
Molecular function (GO): 3-beta-hydroxy-Delta5-steroid dehydrogenase (NAD+) activity
Source: RefSeq, a predicted model, not a curated record
AGCAGCGCUGUUGCCUCUCAGAGAAGCUUAGACCAGCACCGACACAACACCCAGCAGCUCUCCGGCUCCGCUACACCUCCACUAGUCUUCAGCAUGUCCGCUCAGGAGCCGGGAUUAGUGUAUCUAAUAACGGGAGGAUGUGGAUUUCUCGGGCAGCACCUGCUGCGAGUCCUGCUGGAAAAGGAGAGCAACCUGAAGGAGAUCAGACUGUUCGAUAAGCUCUCAGACCCCAGCCUGCAGAACCACAGCACAGAGCGGGUCAAGGUGGUGGUCAUUCAGGGAGACAUAACUGAUUCCCAGUGUGUUCUGGAUGCCUGCAGAGGAGCUGACCUGGUCAUUCAUGCUGCCAGCUUGGUGGAUGUCUGGCACAGAGUGCCGGAGAAGACCAUCCAUGCCGUUAAUGUAGGAGGUACAGAAAACGUUAUAAACGCCUGUGUGGAGCUGGGUAUUCAGCACUUGGUCUAUACCAGCAGUAUGGAGGUGGUGGGACCCAAUGUAAAAGGAGACCACUUUGUCAGAGGAGAUGAGGAUACCCCUUAUAAAAUUUUCCAUGAGAUGCCGUACCCCAAGAGCAAAGCUGAAGCAGAGAAACUGGUGCUGGAAGCCAAUGGCACAAAGUUAAAUGGGGGUGGAAUCCUGUACACAUGUGCCCUGCGACCAACGGGUAUCUAUGGGGAAAACCACCAGUUGAUGAAGGAUUUCUACCAGAUGGGGGUCCGCACUGGGGGCUGGCUGAUUAGAGGAGUGCCCCAGGAUACCGAGCAUGGACGUGUGUAUGCAGGUAACGUGGCCUGGAUGCACUUGUUGGCGGCGCGAGCCCUGCGCGAGCAUCCCGAGACGCUGGGGGGUGAAGUGUACUUCUGUUACGACGACUCUCCUUACAAGAGCUACGAGGACUUCAACAUGCAGUUCCUGUCGGCCUUCAACUUCCGCUCGGUUCGCGUCCCGCUGUGGUUUCUUUGGUUCCAGGCCUAUGUCAACGACAUGCUCCACUGGGUCCUGAAGCCUGUCUGCAACUUCACACCUCUGCUGAACCGCUACACGCUGGCCGUGGCCUCCACGUCCUUCACCGUCAGCUCGGACAAGGCCCUGCGGCAUUUCCAGUACCGACCGCUGUACGACUGGGAGCAGUGCCGCGCCCGCACUCAGAAAUGGGUGGACACUUUUCCUCUGGGCACAAGCGCCAAGGAGGCAUAAUGAUACAGUGCAGGACUUCAGGGGGGGAAGCAGAGUUCUGGCUGAGGAGAGAGAGAUGAUAAAUGAACUUUUUUAGAUGAAUUAAAGUGAAUAACUAGAAGUGAUGGACUGGAAAGAGAAUGAGGUUAAAGUUUGACAUAUGAUGAUGAUGAUGUCAUCGUUCCACUAUAAUAGCAUAGCACAAAAGGCAUGGAGCACACCACCAAUAAUUUAGCACUAGUUCCUGUGGGUGCUUUGCUUGGCAGUAGUGCCUAAAUCCAUCUGUCAGAGGGUGGACGUUUCCUGGAGACCCGCCUUAAAGAAGGCGAAAGGGAAAACAGAACAGAAUCAUGACGUUAUUUAAAAAUGACGUGCAAACAAUUGUGGGAGUUUGAUUUAGAGAUGGAUUUGGAGUUAAAUGGAGGACCAAAAGUGAUGGAUGACUGAAAGAAGAGACUGGGAGUUUGAUCUGCAGUAUUUUAGAGGUAUUCAAACUUUAGGACAUGACCCCUAGUGGGGCGCAAUGGAAUUGCAAGGAGAGGGGGUGAAGUUGAGGCGUGAUACAAAAAAAUACUUUAAAAAAAUUAAAGACUUAAAAAUGUAUUUUUAUAAUAAAAUAGAUAGAAAUUAGUGUCACGUGAGUAAUUUAGCAUCAUGUGUUGUCAAUUUGCGAUGGGUAAAAAUGGAACGUAAGUAAGUUAAAUAAACAGAUGUGAAGGAGAAAGAGAAAGAGCUAAAAGAGAAAGAGAGAGAAAAAAGUUGGCCAGUUGGCCAGAAAGAAAAGUUCUGUUCUGUAAGUUCUCAAAAUAGUGCUUAGUGGACUCUGGGAUUAAAAACAAUUUGAAUGCUUUUUACAUAUACAGUAUAUAUAUAUAUAUGAUACCAGCUGAUACCUCUCAUUAUUCUUUAAGUGUUGUAGACUUUUAGAUUUAUGUCAUAACAUAAUGACAUAAUGACAUCAUUUAGCAGACUGGGAUGACUCAGCCUAUCUGUUCAGACUGCCAAAUCUGUCCAAAUCCGACCGCUGACGUAUUUAGAUGAUAUCCAGAUUUUAUUUUUAUUUGUUUUUGAUAGUCUAGACUAGCUAGAAACCACAUAAGAUCUGAUUUUUUUAAAUUGGGUUGCAAAUAUUAUAUUUGCGAUGUCCAGACAUGCAAAUCGGAACUGAUCUCUUGCAAAUGACAGUGCAAUCGCAACAGAUUUAAAAUCAAACUCAACCAAUCAGAUUUGCAGUCUCUGAUGAUCCUGACCAAUAGUGUAUAACCCAUUCCUGCAGUAUUAGAACUUUUCUGUUGUAUUGACACCUCAGUUGGUGAACUGAUACCAAAAAUUAUUAUAAUUUGUUUUUCAAAUGACUGUAGAAAAACAUGAACAGCACUAAUUCAUUGCUAUCUUAAACCCUGCGAACAGUCUAAUUUCAAGCCUUCUAGCUUCUUCUCUGGUCGCCAAAUUCUGGUUGUUCAUUGUUGCAUUGUUGUAGCAUCAGCUGCAUUAACAGACACUCUGUACUGUAAGUUCUUUACAGUUUUUCCGUUAGGUCCUUCAUUAGGAUUGGUUGUCAGUCACUCAGCUAAUUUUAUUGUAGUGAGACAUAUUUUUUUUCUGGUGUGAACCUGAAUUUAAAUAUAAAAAAGUUAUUUUUUCUUCUUUUGAUUGUUACGGCUGCAAACUGAUAUUCUGACCGCAGCUUGAAGCAUAAACUGGACUUCGCUUCUGCCCCUUUUGGAUUUGCUGUAAACUCAGUGAUGGUCUUAGGGAAGGGGGAGGGUUGGCUUCUUCUCUGGUCUCUACUGCACCAAUUUCUGGAGCCACUUUUUUUGGUUCGUUUUGUAAUUUUGUGGCAUCAGUCGCAUUAACAGACACUCUGUAAUUAAGUUCUCUACAGUUUUUCCAUCCUUCAUUUAGAUAAUGGCGUAAAAUUCAUUCAGUGAUCUAAUUAGUUGUUAGCCACUCAGCUGACGUUAUCGUAGUUAGACAUACUUUUUUAUUUUUUUAGAGAUUCUUUUCUCUAAAUAUUUUUAGUAUAAAUACUGUUUCGUUUUUUCUUCUUUUACUGACAGUCUUAGAGCAGCUUGAAGGAUAAACUGGACCAAAGUAUAUUGUAGGUUUGUCUCAGAAGCAAGCAGAGGUAAACCCAGUUCUCUGUUAUUUGAUGGAAACGUAAAUGGUUUAGUGAUAAAAUACAUGAACUUCACUUUCUGGACAAACUGGGUAUCCAGUGCAAAAAUCCACUUUCUUUCUGCUCCUUUCGAUUUGCUGGAACUCAGUAAUAGUCUGGGAAAGGGGGAGGGGCUAACAAAUGAGUUUUUGAGCAAAUCUGGCUUCUUCUCUGGUCUGCGAUUUUAACAACAUGGCGGCCACUUUUGGGCUCAUUUCUAUAGAUCCAUAGGACUAGUGUUCUUGCUUUUCUACAGUCAUAUUUUUCUACAGUCUUCAAGAUUGAAUGCCUUUUUUGUGUCCACUCACUUCUGUUUUCUGUAGAUGAAUAAGCAAUAAAUAACUGGUGUUAUAUGCCCAAUAAUCUACAGUAUGCAGUAUAUAAGUAUCACUUUGGUGAUAUUAGCACAUCUGAUUCAUUCUCUUCUAUUUCAGAAGGGACACGGCAUUGCUGGCAUUUACUAUAGAUUAUAUAAUGUUGUCUUGUUAAUUAUUAUUUUUUGAAUGUAUGUUAAAUUCAUUUUAUUGUCCACAUAACAAGGGAUGUAACACAAUUAACAUUGUAUUUAUUAUUUUUCUAUACUAUUCUGCACUUUAAUUAAAGUAAGGUAAUUGUAUGAUAUUUAUUUAUACUAUGAAAUAAUUUGAUAUCAUUAAAAGCAUUAUUCUAA